Molecule: messenger RNA, 992 nt
Organism: Pseudocercospora fijiensis CIRAD86
Lineage: Eukaryota; Fungi; Ascomycota; Dothideomycetes; Mycosphaerellales; Mycosphaerellaceae
Exons: 2
Coding region: 59-442 (127 amino acids)
Source: RefSeq, a predicted model, not a curated record
ACAGUAUGCGUCGUAUCACACCACCCUCUCUCCAGCAAUUGCCAAUGCUCAUGGCGGUAUGCUGUGGGACUGUCGACUACCGGGAAAGUCCCUAACCUUUGGACCAUUCGACAGCAUCGGUUCUUUCCACCAGUAUCUUCGAGGUGGCAUAAAGUCUCAGUCCAGCGAAUACCCGGUGGCCAUCAACGAACUGGUACAACUUCAUAGUCGAGAAUGGCCCCCUCCCGUGUUCACUCAUGGCGAUUUGAGCAGUCUUAACAUUCUGGCAGAAGGCGAUACAAUCACUGGCAUUGUAGAUUGGGAAACCGCUGGCUGGUAUCCUCAGUACUGGGGAUACACAACAGCAUGCCAAGUGAACUUUCGUAACGCUUUUUGGCGUGCAGAAAUCGAGAAAUUUUUGGAGCCAUGGCCCGAGGAACUGGAAAUGGAGAAGCUAGAAUAAGACAGACCUUUUUCGGAGACGUGUGACGCCUUCGAUUCUAUGUGCGAGAAACAUAACUGGUUCAUGGCCCCUUUCUGUGUCCACAGUAUUACCCAUCAAUCACGGGAUAGUCUCUGUGCCUUUAAGCGGGUCGUAUGUGGAGGGCUUGCUUAUGUCGAAAGAUCUCCUUCCGUCAAAGCGAUGGUCAUGUCUCUUUCUCUCCAUCCCUUCCAUCUUCCUCAAGGCGCUUGAGCGCUUCAAUCACCCAAUAUACACGCAUCGUAUCAAAUACGCCUUUUUAGCCUUAAGUCCAAAUGUUGCCCUUUGGUGUCUCCGGGACACAGAUCGAUACGUGCUCUUUCCAUCGAGGCGUCUCUAUUCUUGCUGUCGGGCUAACCCGAGGUUGAAAUCGAAUGCUCACAGCGGUUUGACUGAGGUGUGCAUUCGCAAGGCGGUUAUUUGUAACGGUAUGAUGUAAGCCUUGCCAAACAAAGCAAGGGGCCAUGGGGAGAUAGCCCCACCAUCAUGGAGGCAUAUCAUAGGCAUCCGCAUUUCUUGAAUUUAUAACGAC